Molecule: messenger RNA, 1855 nt
Organism: Vitrella brassicaformis
Lineage: Eukaryota; Vitrellaceae
Source: the annotation of a GenBank genome assembly
CGUGAUGGGAAGGAUGUGACGGCUUCCAAGUGGCUAUGAGCUGGAAGGAAGGUCAUAGCCACUUGGAAGCCGUGACCUCGGCUACGCAGCCCCCGGGCGCGGCUCGCGGACGGCUGUCAGUCUAGGCUGUCAGCGUGCGGCUACGCCGCAUUCGUCGACUAGAUCAUCUCUUAGAUCCAAGACGGCCAUGGCAGAGGUGCACCAGCAGCCUCCCCAGCCGGAGCCGCCGGUCAUCGACCUCUGUGGUGACGAUGAUGAGCAACCAAACCCGCCGGUCCCUCUCCCCAGUGCGGCACCCGUCGUGCCAGCCGCUCACCCUCCUGCUGUCCCCCCCGUCCCACCCCCUCCAGCACAUCAGCAGGAUGUCGGUGACCUGGCCAUCGUUGCUGUCGUUCCAGUUCCGUGGCAGCAGGCACCACCACCACAGGAACCUCAGCAGCCGGCACCACAGGCGCCACCACAGGCGCCACCACAGGCACCAGCACCAGCGGCUCCUCCCCAGCAGGGAGGAGGUGGCCCGCCGGUUGUCGUUGACCUGAGACAUUCGCCGACGCAUCGGCCGUUUGUGAUGCCUCAGCUGCCGCGGUCCCCCAUAGACCUGACGGAGGGAGAGGAAGGAGAGGCAGGACAGGGCGGCAACGGCCAGGCUCCCGCUCCUCCUCCAGCAGCGGCAGCAGCUGCAGCUGCUGCCGCUGGUGGUGGCGACGGACCCAGGCCGGUUGCCGUUCGUGUCGCUGGGGUCCGUCGAGGGCGCGAGGAGAGGGAGGGGCAGGGAGGGCCAGCAGCUGCGGCAGCUGCAGCAGCUGCUGAGGUGCCACGCGCACCUAUGCCACCGAUGGGUGCCAUGGGUUCGCUUCCUCCCCUGAUCAACCUAGAGGUCAGCGACACAACCACACACACAGAGAGAGCACAGCCCCUACCCCGAUUCGAAUCAAUCGUGUGCUGUGCUCCUUCAGGACGACGAUGAGGACCUUCCGCCGCCCCCCAAGAUGCCUCGCAUGGAGCAGCCUGCAGCAGCAGCAGCUGCAGCAGCGGCAGCGGCAGCCCCGGCGGUGCCUCCUGCGCCCCCCGUCGACCCUUUGGCGGCCCUUUUCGCCCAGGCGGAGUGCCCCAUCUGCAUGGAGCCCCUCCGGCGGCGCAGAGACCCCCACCGGGAGGCCAGGCAGAAGGAGAUCGAGAUGGAGGGCAAGAACGACGCCAAUGAGGAGGAAGACAAAGACAAGGACAAGGAGGCGGCGGGCGAGGCGAGUGAGCCCGCCCCUGCCGCAGCUGCAGCGGCGGCUGCUGCUGCUGUUCCUGGUGGUGGUCGUGGGAGGGGGGCCAAGAGAGCGGGGGGCGCUAGAGGGAAGGCGAAAGGCCGGGGGCGGGGCAAGUUGGCGGGUGCCGCUGCUGUGGCGGCGAUUAAGAAGGAAAUCGAGGAGACCGAGGAGGUGCGCUUGAAAAGCACAGCCCUCCCAGGAGGGGGAUGCCAGUGUGUCUGAUUUCUCUUCUCUGUCUGCCGUGUGGUGUGUGCAGAAGUCUGGCCGCCUCGCAUCCACCACGUGCGGCCACGUCUUCUGCGAGGUGAGACUGACCCGACCACUGUCAGUCAGUCAGUCAGUCACCAUCCUGAAUAGGUACCCUUCUGUCUGUGUGCGUGUGUGUAUGUCUGUCUGUCUGUGUCUGUGUGUGUGUGUCGAUUAGGAGUGCAUCCAGCGGCAGAUCAAGGAGAACCGCAUGUGUCCUGUGUGCCGCAAAAAACUGGCCCUCAAGGACAUGCACCCGCUCUUCCUCUGAGCGACUCAAGCAAGGCACCCAGGCAGGCACGGUCGCAGCACGGCACACACGUGCAUGCGUCAGAGUGCGGCCACCCUAG